AUGUCAGUGACAUUUUCGAUGCUGUUAGCUGACUCUAAUAAAGUUGACCGACCUGCUAAGCUAAUAAACUCUCAGCUACAAUGUCUCAGUUUCAAGCACUGCCGGCACAAGACGAGCUUACGACAGGUCAGGUCAGGAACAUACAUACAAACGCUAGAGCUGACGAUAUCCUCGUUCCCAUGGACAAAGGGCCCUUUGGGACGGGGUCAAAGCCACAUCCCUACAGAUGACAAUUGGUCCUCCAAGUUCAGCAGCCAGCCACAGCGCCCAAAUGGACCACACCACCUGCAGCGCUACCAUCACAGCCCAGACAACCCACAAGGCUCUUGUUCAGCUUAUAGGCAUGGCUGUCAAGCCACAGGCCCCAAGGGCACGCACCCUCUCCACGUGGAAGUCAGGGGCUACGUAUGA
This is a messenger RNA of Fusarium verticillioides 7600, 411 nucleotides long. RefSeq lists its product as hypothetical. The record is from RefSeq and is a predicted model, not a curated record. Bases 1 to 411 code for a protein of 136 amino acids. The transcript has a single exon. NCBI's taxonomy places the organism in Eukaryota, Fungi, Ascomycota, Sordariomycetes, Hypocreales, Nectriaceae.